AUGGGGUGUGCCAGCUCGAAGCUGGACGAUCUCCCGGCGGUGGCGCUGUGCAGGGAGAGGUGUGCUUUUCUGGACGAGGCAAUCCACCAGCGCUACUCACUCGCCGCAGCUCACAUCGCGUACAUAAACUCGCUCAAGGCAAUUGGUCACUCCCUCAACACGUUCAUCCACCAAGACACCACCCAAGGUCCUUUUCCGACCUCUCCCACGCCCUCUCCCUCUCCCUCUCCCCCUCACAAAACCCAACAUCUCUCCAAGAACGCUUCUCCUUCUCCCUCCGACUCCGCCGGCUCCCACCUCCACUUCCACUCUGACUCGGAUGACCUCGCCUCCCUCCAUCACUCCCCCGACUCCUCCCCCCCACGCCUCCCUUCCUCUUACUUCGCCCAGUCCCAACCGGAUCAUCACCUUCACAUGAACUUCAUGAAGAACAAACCCGCCCCAUCAAUUCUCUUCCACCAGAGGCCCCUCAGUCCCGAUACCGUCUACGCCGGCGAGUCCUCUUCCUCCUAUUACCCUUACAACUAUCCCUCCUACCCCUACGAUCCCUAUUCUGCUCCUCCCUUUCACGGAUCUUCCGACCCCCAGCGCCAACCCGUUUCCAAGCCCCCUCCGCCUCCCCCAUCCCCCCCUCGGGCCUCCACCUGGGACUUCCUCAACUUCUUCGAUAACAGCGACGACAAGUACUAUCCCCAACCUCAUUACACGCCUACCCCCAGCCGCGACUCCAGAGAGCUCAGAGAGGAGGAGGGGAUCCCCGAUUUGGAAGACGAGGAUUUUCAUCACGAAGUCGUCAAGCAAGUUCACGGGGAUCAGAAGCUGGUCGAGCCUAAGCACGAACCCCCUCUCACCCACCACAACAACCACCUACACCUCCACGAUGAAGAAGAAGACGAAGACGAAGAGGAGGUGGAGUUUGAAGCGCGUGUCGUGGAUAAGAAAGUGGUUGAUGUCGAUAAAGACGGAAACAAGGCCAAGGAGCAUGCCGCAUUCCGUAGCCGUCGACCUGGUUCCCGGAAUCCCCUUGAGGUUGCGAAAGAGAUUCAGGAUCUCUUUCAGAGGGCUUCUGAUUCCGGUGCCCUAAUUGCCAAGAUCCUUGAGGUGGGCAAGCUUCCCCACAGUCGAAAGCACGCCGCCUAUCAAGCUUCUUCCAAGAUGCUACAAGUUGUUUCUCCCUCAUUGUCUCUUGUGUCCUCCCAACCUUCUACUUCUAAUGAUACCCAAUCCGCCUCUAACAUGGAUCUUGGUGUUGAUCUAACCACUGGAGCACGCAAUCUUUCCUCAACACUGCAUAAGCUCCUUCUCUGGGAGAAGAAACUCUAUAAUGAAGUUAAGGCUGAGGAAAAGAUGCGGGUCACACAUGAUAGGAAGUGUCGCAAGCUGAAGCGCAUGGAUGAUAGGGGCGCUGAUUUUCAUAAAGUUGAUGCAACUCGAACCCUGAUUAGGAACCUGUCCACAAAAAUAAGAAUGGCAAUUCAGGUUGUUGAUAAGAUUUCUAUGACUAUAAAUAAGAUAAGGGAUGAAGAACUGUGGCCACAGCUGAAGGAAUUGAUCCAAGGGUUGACCAGAAUGUGGAAAUCCAUGCUUGAAUGUCAUCAUAAUCAGUGUGAAGCAAUUAGAGAAGCUAGAAUACUGGGUUCCAUGGGAUCCAGGAUAAAGAGCGGUGAUAGUCAUCUUCAAGCAACCAAACAACUUGAACAAGAGCUCAUCAAUUGGACUUUCCAAUUUUCUGGCUGGAUAAGUGCCCAGAAAGGUUAUGUUAGAGCCUUAAAUAAUUGGCUGCUGAAAUGUCUCCUGUAUGAACCUGAAGAAACACCUGAUGGCAUAGUCCCCUUUUCCCCGGGUAGGAUUGGGGCUCCACCAAUAUUUGUAAUAUGCAAUCAGUGGUCCCAAGCUUUAGAUAGAAUAUCUGAAAAGGAAGUUGUUGAUUCCAUGCAUGUAUUUACAAUGAGUGUGCUUCAGAUAUGGGAACAAGAUAAGCUAGAAAUGCAUAGGCAGAUGAAUCAGAACAAGGAUCUUGAAAGAAAAGUGAGAAAUAUAGAUAGAGAUGACCAGAAGCUGCAGAAGCAAAUUCAAGCAUUAGAGCGAAAGGUGGUUCUGCUAUCUGGGGAAGGUAAAGGUCUGUCAGUUUCCGAAAAUAUCAUUUAUCAGAGUGACAAAAGCAGUAGCCUACAGGCUAGCUUGCAGCGCAUAUUUGAGGCCAUGGAGAGAUUUACGGAGGAAUCUGUGAGAGCUUAUGAGGAGUUACUACAACGGAGUGAAGAAGAAAGUGUUGCCCGAAAUCGUGAGAGAGUUUGA
Sphenostylis stenocarpa is the source of this 2298-nucleotide messenger RNA. The record is from the annotation of a GenBank genome assembly. Lineage: Eukaryota; Viridiplantae; Streptophyta; Magnoliopsida; Fabales; Fabaceae.